This is a messenger RNA of Echinostoma caproni, 774 nucleotides long. The record is from the annotation of a GenBank genome assembly. Lineage: Eukaryota; Metazoa; Platyhelminthes; Trematoda; Plagiorchiida; Echinostomatidae.
AUGGAUGAUUUUAACUGCCCCAAUCUCAAUAAAUCAGCUACCAUCCGCCCAUUUUUCGAACAUCAUUUCAAACGGCUGAUUGACUCGCAUCCACCAUACAACCAUGGAAAGGUGGCCACUAGGUUUGACAAUCUUCAGUCGCCGUCCAUACUGGAUUUAGUGUUGACCAAUGAGGAGCUGAUGGUAGAGUUUGUCAAUGUGACUUCUCCCCUAGGACAUAGCGAUCAUGCAGUACUUACAUUCAAAUACGUCUGUUACGCAUCGAUUCAGGGAAGUGAUUCGGCACCCGACGCUCGCUGGUUUGCUGUGUUGGAAUUGAGCUGUGUCAGCGCUAAACAUUCGUUCAUUGACUGGAUUCCUGUCAGUAGCCGACUGUGCACUGUACGUCUCAACAGUUCAGUACGGGUCACCAGUUACAGAUCGAGGCGUCGGUGCUUAUUCAUCGUGUCCGUGAAUGUACUGACCGAUCACAAUGCACCAGAAAUCAAGGAUGUAUUCUACAACGAUCUUUCUCAGCUGCUACAAAGCGCUCAAUCAACGGACAUCGUGGUACACGAUAGAGACUCCAAUACUCAAGUGGGAUCUCUGGAAGAAGCACAUCAACUUCUUCCCAAAGCAAACAAACCGCAUUGCUUUAUAAUUGCCAACAUUUUCAGAGCGAUGGACUCAAAUCGACCACAUCGCCAACUAGUGGAAACGGACUACGCUUUGUUACGAGCGAGAUUCUCCCUACGCCUGGUAAUCAAACGCCACAGGGCCACCGGAUGCCUAUAA